UAAUACAUGUGCUGUUAUUAUCAUUCAUAGCAAAUAACACACAAAAAGUCACAAUUAAUUGUCAAUCAAAACCAAAAACAACAUUUAAAUCACGUUUUAAUCACUAAUUGAUCGCAAAAUUUAGUGACAAAAAACAAACAACAAUUUAAAAGCUUUUUUGUUAAACAAAUUGCAUAACAAAUGGCUAACAAUGACAGCAACGAGGAGUAUAUGGAAAGCGAUAAACGCAAGUCGACUGUAGGGGCGGCCAAACGGCGGGCGUCGGCCGACGGACCGGCAAAAGGCAGCGGCGCUCAAAAGGGCGGCGACAAAGGGUCGGCCACUGGCGGCGACGGCGGCGGCGGGAAUGCGGCCAAAAAGCACAAACGGGGUAAACAGAUGCGCGACCAGAACGCCCCGCGCGCGCCACUCAACGGUUACGUCCGGUACCUCAACAGCAACCGCGAGCGGGCGAAGGCGGCCAAUCCGGGCCUCUCGUUCGCCGACAUUACCAAAGUGUUGGCCGCCGAGUGGACGGCGAUGUCCGCCGAUCAGAAGCGCCACUAUCUGGACGAAGCCGAACGCGCCAAAGAGGUCUAUAUGAAGGAACUGCAAGAAUACCAGCGCACAGAAGCCUACCAGGAGUUCCAGCAGAAGCAGCGACAGCGCAAAGAGCAGAAACAGCAGCUGAAGGCCGCGGCCGCCGCCGCCGCUGCUGGUGGUAGUGGUGGUCAAAGUAGUGGCGGUGCUAACAGUGGUAACGCUUCCAAUGCUGCUGCUGGUGCGGGUGGUAGGCAUGGAUCCAACUCUAAUGCCGAUGAGAACCAGGAGCUGAUGAUGGAAACGAUGAACAGCGGGUCGACACUGGAUCUGCCGAUAUUUACCGAAGAGUUUCUUGACCACAAUCGGGUUCGGGAAUCAGAGUUGCGGUCAUUGCGUAAACUGAACACCGAAUACGAAGAGCAGAACGCGAUUCUCUCCAAACACAUCGACAACAUGAAGAGCGCCAUCGAGAAGCUGGAGGUCGAGGCCGUACAGCAGCGCACCAACAAUCAGACACUCUCGCAACACAUCCAACACGUACGGCAGGUGUUGGUCAAGGCGUUUGCCGCGGUUGCCAUUCCGGGCACCGCCGAGACGCCCACCGCCGACACCAUCGACGACUAUAUGGUCCGAUUGCACGGCAAGUUGACCGCCAAAGAGCGCAACCGCGACACGGAAUCGGUGGCCGAUCGGGUGCGCGGUAUUGUCGCCACCAUUGACUACAGUUUUCAUUGAUUUAUUGUCAUCUAGUUCAUUUUUUGUGAUUGUAAUA
Molecule: messenger RNA, 1294 nt
Organism: Medioppia subpectinata
Lineage: Eukaryota; Metazoa; Arthropoda; Arachnida; Sarcoptiformes; Oppiidae
Source: the annotation of a GenBank genome assembly